UUCGAACUCUAAUUAUAAUAUUGAAAUUAAGUUUUACAUAUUCUGGUGCUAUUGUUUUUUUACUUUCAGGAAACCACGCCUCUUUUCCUUCCAUUUUUUUAUUUCACCCCUUUUUCUUUUACUUUUUAUCCAUGCCUUCACAUAAACUAAUGCUAUUUUAUUUCCAGCCAUUUUCGCAUUUUUUAUUCAUUAUAAGUGUAGGGGGCGUGGCAAUAUGUAAAAAGGCAAGUUAUGACUUCGCGCCUACUCGGUCACACGCCUACUUGGGUCGUACCCAAAAAAAUAUUACGUAG
Meloidogyne enterolobii is the source of this 293-nucleotide messenger RNA. The record is from the annotation of a GenBank genome assembly. Lineage: Eukaryota; Metazoa; Nematoda; Chromadorea; Rhabditida; Meloidogynidae.